AAAAACAUUUCGAUUUGUUGUGGAAAGUAGUAAAUGGCUGAGUUGUCAAAAACAGUCAAAAAGUUGGCAUUUGUUCUACCUGUGCGCUGUUCCAGCUGUCUGUUUUUAGUUAUAUUUGGUUGAAAUCUAUAUAAAUUACAUUCAGUACCCAAUUGCUAAUUGAGGUUUGCGUGAUGACAUAAUGGUGUAAUUGUUGUCAAUAUUGCAAAAACUGGAAGAUCAAUACUAAAAAUGGACAACACUUUGGAAUCUCCGUCUAAGUCUAGCCCGCUGGGCCAACCUGAAGGCUACUUGGAAAGUGAAACUGAUUACUCUAGUAUCAGAGGCAAGAUGGUGUUAGUGAGCCCUACCAGUGACCAGUAUGAACUUCUAAGGAAGCAAAUGCUGGAGAGGCUCGAAGCGGGGAAUGGAGAAAUAAUUUACGAUAUCGGACAAGGAGAAGAUGGGCGCGGUCUCACUGAAGACGAAUAUAGCGCUAGUGUGGCGACCCUACAGUCCCUGGUGAGCGCCGAGCGAGUCUCGUGUGUGGAGCUGAGACGGUGGCAGUGCGGCUCGGGGCUCACGGGACAGUACCUGCUGCGGACAGAGGUCGACCACACCGACUUCAUGGAGAUUAGAGUGGCAGUAGUGGGCAACGUGGACGCCGGCAAGUCCACGCUGCUGGGCGUUCUCACACACGGCGAACUGGACAACGGACGUGGGUACGCGAGACAGAGGCUGUUCCGGCACAAACACGAGAUGGAGAGCGGAAGGACCAGCUCCGUGGGGAACGACAUCCUCGGGUUCGAUAGCCUGGGUAACGUGGUAAACAAGCCCGACCACGGCACGCUGGACUGGGUGAAGAUCUGCGAGAAGUCAUCGAAAGUCAUCACGUUCAUAGACCUGGCCGGCCACGAGCGAUACCUCAAGACCACCGUGUUCGGGAUGACGGGGCACGCUCCUGACUUCGGCAUGCUGAUGAUCGGCGCCAACGCUGGCAUCGUCGGCAUGACUAAAGAGCACCUAGGUUUAGCCCUAGCACUCUCCGUGCCCGUCUUCGUUGUGGUCACAAAAAUAGACAUGUGCCCCCCGAAAAUCCUGCAGGACAACCUCAAACUCCUGAUCAGGAUCCUCAAGUCUUCCGGCUGCAGGAAAGUGCCUGUCAUGGUCAAGAGCAAAGACGAUGUGAUCGUGAGCGCUACCAACUUUGUUUCUCAGAGGCUAUGCCCAAUCUUCCAAGUUUCCAACGUCUCUGGUGAGAACCUGGAUCUGCUGACGAUGUUCCUCAACCUGCUGAAGACCAGGAUGCCGUCGCAGGAAGACAAGCCAGCAGAGUUCCAGAUAGAUGAUACAUACUCCGUGCCUGGCGUGGGCACGGUGGUGUCGGGCACGACGCUGGCGGGCGUGAUCCGCCUCAACGACACGCUGCUGCUGGGCCCCGACCCGCUGGGCCGCUUCACGCCCAUCGCCGUCAAGAGCAUCCACCGCAAGCGCAUGCCCGUGCCCGAGGUCCGCGGCGGGCAGACGGCCAGCUUCGCUCUCAAGAAGAUCAAGCGGUCCCAAAUCCGCAAGGGCAUGGUGAUGGUGUCGCCGGCGUUGAACCCGCAGGCGUGCUGGCAGUUCGAGGGGGAGAUCCUAGUGCUGCACCACCCCACCACCAUCUCGUCGCGGUACCAGGCCAUGGUGCACUGCGGCAGCAUCAGGCAGACGGCGUCCAUCCUGUCGAUGUCGCGCGACUGCCUGCGCACCGGCGACAAGGCGCGGGUGCGGUUCCGGUUCAUCAAGCACCCGGAGUACCUCAGGCGGGGGCAGAGGAUGGUGUUCCGCGAGGGCCGCACCAAGGCGGUGGGCAACGUGCUGCGGCCGGAGCCGCUGCUGAAGCCGCCGCGGGCGCCGCGCGCCGACCGCCGCCACCAGGAGCACGGCCUGCUGCAAGAGAGCGAAGUGCCCGGGCCGGAGUCCCCGUUCGAGGCGCCCGCGGACAAGCGCGGCCGCCGCCCGCGCGCCGCGCGCCUCGCCGCGCCCGACCAGCCCGCGCUCGCCGCCAACUGACUCGCUGACUUACUGACCACAUCACCACCACGACCGGCCAGGGGCUGAACAAUAUAAAUGUACCAAUAGUGCGUCGAUACAGAGCAAAUCCCUCCUUCAGAGUAGCAUAGACGUUUGAUAAGUAUAUGUGUGUAUAGGCCACUUGUGGAAUAAAGGUAAACAAUUUUGUUUUUUUUUUUAAUUUAUUUUUAGGCAGGAGGGGAGAAAGAAAUAUAAAAUGUCAGUUGUGAUAAUUUUUUUUUUUUUUGUAUGGCAAUGAAUUACUUUUAUUGUUAAUUAUACUUUAUUUUAAAAAUAAUUUCAUAAAAGGAAUCAAGAUUGUUUACCUUUAUUUCAGUACCCAAAAAAAUGGAUUAUUAAUGCCACCAUUUUCUCAGCAAUAGGUUAAAUGUGGCGUUAGUUCAACAUACUCGUCUAGAAUUAAGUGGUUUUUGACAUUGGGUGAUAUAUUAAUAAUGAUAUAAACUUUCAAAUGUCAAAUAUUUUACGAAUUCACUGAUGUCAUGAUUCCAAUCGGCAUACUAUCGAUACAUUUAUUUUACACAGAUUAAACACAUGCUCACCAUGAAAAUAGAGAAAGGAGAUGAGGCACUUUUUCUUUGAUUUACUGCUCGGCCCGCGCAAGCCGGUGACGUUUCGGAAAUUUCAAACUUAGGUACCCAAUGGCAUUUGGGCGCCAAUAUAUUUACGAAAAAAUAUUAAAGUAUAUUUUAGUAGAUACAAGGAUCCCGCUAUGUAGUUACCUGCAUUAUUUUUUAUCCCUGAUCUUGUUAGGAACAGUGAAAAUAUCAGAAUUUUGGAGUUAUUACGCUGUCUCAUCUGCUUUCUCUAUUUGUAUCGUAUUACGUAUCUUAUCAACUAGAAUGGUGAAGCGAAUAAGUAAGCUCUUUAAUAAACUUGGUAUUAACACGCCACCGCCUAUACCUACUAAGUGAAAAUGAUCUGUAUGUUUGAUCAGAGUGGUUAUAUGUGGUAAAUGUCAGAUUGAAAAAGGCAAACUGUAAAAAAUUUAUAUCAAUUUCAAUGUAACGCAAAUAAGUACAAUUUAACAAUUUUAUUCCUUGUCUCUGCAUAACGGCUUAGAUUUGAGAACAAAAUAACCUAACAAAAACAGAACAUUUGAAGCCAAAUGGCCAAAGCCAACAAAUCGAUUGUUUAUGCAUAUCCAGCAAUUUGCAAAUCCUGCCGUCAUGCGUUUACAACAUUUACCGCCUAACUAAACCCUUCAAGCGCUCAACGAAAUAGACUAGACAUACCGCUAGGUUGAACUUCAAUGAAGAGUGGACGCGAUUUCGAAUAGUUUGUGUGAAAAGUACAUUAGAUAUUAUCAUUCGUGGUUUAACGAAGUCUCUAAAAGAGUUCCAUAUUUUUUAAUAAAAUAUUCUUGAUUCUUUACAAAUAGGCAUUGAUUCUUAAAAUUUAUUAGCCAACUGACAUAGUUACAUAUAAAUAUUUUUUACUAUUGUAGAACAUUUAUAAAUACUAAUAGAUCAUGAAGCUGUUACUAUCUGUAAGGUUUCAAUACAACUGUAUACUGGCAGGUGGUGAAUUUGUUUGUUUACCAUAUUUGGGAAGAUUCUUUAGUAUAGAUAAAUACUUUGACGUGAAUCUGUCUUUCCAAGUAAGGUGCCCAAGAUAAAAUACCUUGUUUCACGACAUAAAAGUACUUUGAUAAUCAUUAUUCAUCUCUGCGUGCUCCCGGUUGCACCCUUCACAGAGGUGUUUCGGGGCCCGGGGUCCGCCUUAUUCAUGAAUAUACAUAAUAAUACUUAAAAUUUAUAUAUCCAAUCUAUGUCUCAAGUUUAUUGAUGUCUGAAUGAAAAAUUUGAAGGAGUAAGAAUUCUUUAUAAUGCAGGACAAUUAUUGUGCAAUUGGAUCAGUCAGAAACAUUUGAUAUCAAUACUUUUUCUUAUCAAAUAAUAUUAUUUGGGCAAAAAUGGUAUAAAACUCAAUUAGUUUGUUAUAUAGGUAAACCAACAAAAAAAAAUAUAGUGAUUUUUAAUUUUUGAAAAAAAAAUGUUAAAAAGUGUUGGAGUUCGGUUGGUGUUAUUGAAAUUAUUUUGGUUUGUUAUUUUUGUUUGUUGUGUAGCAGUUCCUUUCACUUGUCGACACUAACAGAAUUUAUUAUACAAAAUUAAACUGUUUGAAACAGUACUUUAUAUUGGUUUUUAUUUUCAUGAGGAAUAUCAUAUUACUUUGUUGUAUAUCAAAUUAUAUAUAUGUUUCAUUUCUUUGAAAUAUCAUUUAAGGGUAAAAAUUUUGUGUGGCUCCUCAUGUUUUGAUUUAGAGUAGUAGAUAAGAUUGUUUUGAGGUUUUUUUUUAUAUUUGUGUGCAAAUUAAUCAGUUUGUGAUAUGACAAUCUUGUCAUAGGAUUAAUUCAGAUAUUGAAUUGUCACUGAUAAUAGUAUCAACUCUAAAUGUAUAGUGAGGCUAGCUGCUCUUUCCAUAUCAUUAUUCAGUAUUUCAUUACAGUACCAAUAUUAGAUUGUGAUUGUUUUAUAGUAUAAGUGAUAAGAUUAUAUUUUUAUUGAUUUGUUCAGAGUGAGAGAAAUUAAACUAGCUACAAAGUAA
Molecule: messenger RNA, 4602 nt
Organism: Amyelois transitella
Lineage: Eukaryota; Metazoa; Arthropoda; Insecta; Lepidoptera; Pyralidae
Gene: GTPBP1
Product: GTP-binding protein 1
Exons: 13
Coding region: 232-2031 (599 amino acids)
Biological process (GO): translational elongation
Molecular function (GO): GTPase activity; translation elongation factor activity; GTP binding
Source: RefSeq, a predicted model, not a curated record